Messenger RNA from Pecten maximus, 1329 nucleotides. Its product is annotated as bone morphogenetic protein 1-like. The record is from RefSeq and is a predicted model, not a curated record. Gene Ontology annotation, biological process: negative regulation of inflammatory response. The transcript has 8 exons. NCBI's taxonomy places the organism in Eukaryota, Metazoa, Mollusca, Bivalvia, Pectinida, Pectinidae. Bases 384 to 1037 code for a protein of 217 amino acids.
ACUGAUAAAUACAUUAGAAUCACAAUUGAAUUCAGAAAUAUAUGAACAGAAACGGUUUUACGCUAAAUCGAAGAAAGGAGAGGAAAUCGAAAACAAAACAGUGAACGAAAAAUCAAGAACAAGAAAAACGAGAAAAAUAAUUAUGAAUCUACUUAUUGUCUGGCAAUUUUGUAUUGAUUGAACGCAUAAACAUAUCUUUAGGACAUCACGAGAACACGACUGCUGCCCUCGUGUCUAAUUUCACAGAUCAGUCUACGAGUACUGAUCUGAAGGACGCAAGUAGUGGGAAGGCCUUGGUGGUGUUUACAUCAGGACAUAAACAAAAGAAAGGAGAGCGAGGUUUCACGGUUAUUCUACUGGCCAUCACCUAUCCGAAACCUACGAUGGACUGUAAGAACGAGACUUUGAUUGCAACAAAGACAGAUAAGUAUCUGACGUCACCAGGUUUCCCUGACGAAUACCCGACGAACACCAUUUGCUACUGGACUAUCCAAGCACUAUCGAAAAAGCACAGUCUUCACCUCGAGUUCUUGUUUAUUGAUAUUGAGGAAGGCAACAACGAUUGCAGCUACGACUACGUAGAAGCAUACAAAAAAAACAAGGAUGGCCCAAAGACAACACUCUUUAGUAUAUGUAAACGUAACCAGUGGGAUAAAAUAUCGUUCAAUGUUUCCGAGAAAGAAGUAUUCCUCAAAUUCUUCAGUGAUGGAACCGAUUCCAGGACAGGAUUUCUUCUUCGCUACUCAUCAGCUGUGCCAGGCUUUAAAACCGCAAAAGGAAAAGGGGCUGGACCAAGGUCGCAGGUUGUGACAGAGAAACCAUCAGCUGUAUCUCAUACAACCUUGGCAUCUGAAAUAACCCCAGUGGUACCUAAACUACCGGAAGCUGAUAGGAUCUCGUUGGCACUGCCGCCGUGCGGUAUGUGCUGUACCUACUCCGGUGUUGACUGUUUCCAAGACUGCACCCUGUGUCAUAGGCCACCCUGGGAUAUCUUUACUAACCCGGAUGUCAUGAACUUUAACUUUAAUCUUUGGUAAGGCAAGGAGACCUGAAUGAACUUUGAAUACUUUUUUGGCGGCCAAAUGAGCAGUAUGGUGAAUAAGAAAUAUAAGCAAUUUUCAAAUUACUUUUCUUUUGAUUUAUCUGAAAUGAGAAAACACAAGUAAGUGUAGUUAUAUGCAUAUUAAUCUUCUGUUUUUAUUGUUUAACAAUCAUCGUGAUUGUCAUUAUCGUUGUUAUCAUUAGUUAUUUGGUUGUUAUUAUCACCAGAUUACCAGAAGACCAAAUCGGGAAAACCACUUAAGAUAAAUAAAGGGACAAUAUCCUCGA